This is a messenger RNA of Lolium rigidum, 2238 nucleotides long. RefSeq lists its product as uncharacterized. The record is from RefSeq and is a predicted model, not a curated record. The transcript is spliced from 14 exons. Lineage: Eukaryota; Viridiplantae; Streptophyta; Magnoliopsida; Poales; Poaceae. The coding region runs from base 289 to 2010 and encodes 573 amino acids.
CUCGCAUUUGGUCGCCAACUAAGAGCCCUGUCGUUCCGAAGCUGCCGCGGUCGCUGUCCGCACCAAGCUGCAGCUCGUGGUGACUUUCGGCUGCAGCUCGUGGUGAUUUUCGUCUACGCGCAACCCAGUGCGUGAGGAUUCUUGGUCCUGGGAAUUCACGACCUCUCCGGGGCAGCACUGGAAUCGGCUCUCUGCUUGUCACUACAUCACUAACCUGUUGUGUUGCCGAUGGAGGCAUUGGUUCUAGUAGGAAAGAUAUUGAUGGAAUAAUUGUUAAGAGAAAGAAAAAUGGCAAGCGGAAGAGGAAAGAGUAAAGAUGCGAUCGUCACAGAUGAACAACUAGCACAAGUUGAGUAUGAACUAGCUAGAAACAGAAACAUUGAAGAAAAUGCGAAAAGGGUGGCACACAUACUAGAGAAACGUGCUGCAGUUAGUGAGGCCUACGAAGCAAGCCAACCCGCAAAACAGAGAAAAAGAAAGGCACCCUCCUCAGCACCUGAAAAUACAGCUGAAAGACGUGUUUUGAGGUCUAGGGGAGCAAACGGAUGUGAUAAUGCAAAUCCUACAGACCAACCUUCCAAAGAGAUCACUACCAAGCUUGUUGAUGGUAAGAAAGGUGGCCGAACGAUAACUAAAAAGGCUAACAUAUAUGCAAGGAUGAACAAGCCUAAAAUCAAAAUUCCAUUUAAUGAGCAUGGCCAACCAAUUGGGCCAGAUGCAACUGAAUUUGCCAAUUUCAUUGGUACUCUGGUCAGGAAGCAUAUACCACCCAAAACUAUAGAUUGGAGAGAUGUUGAUGAAGAAAAGAAGUUGCUAGUGUGGGAUUACUUACAGGGAUUUUAUGAGCUGGACUCAAUUGCUCUGAGAUAUGUCAUUAACACUUCACAGAGAAAAUGGAAGGAAUGGAAGGCAGAUUUAAAGAAGACAAAGUUUGAUCCUGAAUUGACUGACGAAGAGCUUAUGCAUGAACGUGAUGACAGAAUUAGUGAAGCUGAUUGGAAGGAGCUUCUUAAAUACUGGAGAUCUCCUGAAUUCGAAGCUCGCAGUUCUACAGCCAAAGAGAAUCGUGCCAAGUCUACCGUCCCUCAUACAGCUGGCAGCAAGAGUCAUGCCCGUGUUACCCAAGAAAUGGCUGACGAACUUGGGUAUGCCCCUCGGAGAGACGAAGUGUUCAUCAGAACACAUACGCUGAAGAAAGGACCAAACAAAGGACAACACGUGCCAGAGGCAGCUUCAGUUAUUAGUGACCUCCUACGGGCAGCUAAUAACCACCCUGACUGGAAGGAAAAGAGUUUGAAAGAAGGCGAUCUGUUUGCACGAGUUGUUGGAUUGAAAGAGCCAAGGGGUCGUGUCCGUGUGUUAGGUCUAGGGCCAACACCUCAAGAUGUGGGCACACCGGGUACACGGGGUAAAGUGAGCACAAGGGUUCUAGCUGAAAUGGUAGCACGUCGAGAAGCUGAACACCGCAUGAGCACUUUGGAGGAGCAGAUGCAACAAAUGGAGCAACGAAUGAACAAAAUGCAAGAAAUGAUGUCACAAGGAGGGCAUAAUUUGGAGGCUCCUAGCUCGCAAAAUGGUUCUAAUUCUCGACAAAACUCAAGAGCUGAAAUUGAGGAAGAAAUUGAUGGCGAAGACGGCGAUGAAGAGGACAGCGAAGAUGGCAAUGUUCAGAGAAGAAAAAUUGUUGCAAAUCCAAGAAACUCUUCAACCCAGCAAGAUGAAAGCCUUAUUGGGAUGGAUGUGCUUCUUUAUGCAUGGACUGGUCCUGAAACUCCUGUUGCUAAGGCAACAGUUCUCUCGGUCGAUCCAGACACAAUUGUGGGUGGGGAGCCUCUUGGACCUGGUACUUAUGAGGUUAUUGUGAAUGUUGCCAUUAAAAGGGAUACUAUUCUUCCAUAUCAGUGUGAGGAUUUACUAUAUAUUAGGGAUGCUGUCACAAGGUCCAUUGCAUGGCCAUCUAGCAAGAUAAAGCCCUACAAACCAGCGGCCUCUACCUCAUCUCGCCGGUGAUAAUUUCAGUUGAUGUGUCCCUUCAAACAUGCGAAACCAAGUAGCUGGAUGUUUCCCUUCAAAGAUGAAUUGUGAAACUUGGUCAUAUGGUAGUCAUGGCUUCCAUUUUGUAAUCCUGUUUAGAUGCUAGUAGUUGGACUUUUAUUUUGUAAAACCUACUUAUGGGGUGACAAGGAAUCUAUUAUUUUGUGAACUUGACUAUGUUGUGAUCAGUGUUGAGAUAAUAUG